Messenger RNA from Rangifer tarandus platyrhynchus (Svalbard reindeer), 1584 nucleotides. Lineage: Eukaryota; Metazoa; Chordata; Mammalia; Artiodactyla; Cervidae. The record is from the annotation of a GenBank genome assembly.
AUGAGCAUUACCAGUGACGAGGUGAACUUCCUGGUGUACCGAUAUCUCCAGGAGUCAGGUUUUUCCCACUCGGCGUUCACGUUCGGUAUCGAGAGCCACAUCAGCCAGUCCAACAUCAAUGGGACACUAGUGCCGCCGGCCGCCCUCAUCUCCAUCCUGCAGAAGGGCCUGCAGUAUGUGGAGGCUGAGAUCAGCAUCAACGAGGACGGCACGGUGUUCGACGGCCGCCCCAUAGAGUCCCUGUCCCUGAUCGACGCGGUGAUGCCGGACGUGGUGCAGACGCGGCAGCAGGCCUUCCGGGAGAAGCUGGCCCAGCAGCAGGCGGCCGCGGCGGCAGCAGCCGCCGCUGCAGCAGCCGCAGCAGCAGCGGCCACGACGGCGGCCCCCGCGGCCGUUUCCCAGCAGAACCCACCAAAGAACGGCGAAGCCACGGUCAACGGAGAGGAGAACGGCGCACACGCCAUCAAUAAUCAUUCGAAACCAAUGGAAAUCGACGGAGACGUGGAGAUCCCACCCAGCAAGGCCACCGUCCUUCGGGGCCACGAGUCCGAGGUGUUCAUUUGUGCCUGGAACCCUGUCAGUGACCUCUUGGCUUCAGGGUCCGGAGACUCGACCGCCAGGAUAUGGAACCUGAACGAGAACAGCAACGGCGGCUCCACGCAGCUGGUGCUGCGGCACUGUAUCCGGGAGGGGGGCCACGACGUCCCCAGUAACAAAGACGUCACCUCGCUGGACUGGAACAGCGACGGGACACUGUUGGCUACAGGUUCCUAUGAUGGUUUUGCAAGAAUAUGGACAGAGGAUGGUAACCUGGCCAGCACCUUAGGCCAACAUAAAGGCCCCAUCUUCGCCUUGAAGUGGAACAAGAAGGGGAAUUACAUUUUGAGUGCUGGAGUAGACAAAACAACAAUAAUCUGGGACGCUCACACAGGAGAAGCCAAACAACAGUUUCCGUUUCAUUCCGCCCCUGCUCUCGACGUGGACUGGCAGAACAACACUACCUUUGCCUCCUGCAGCACGGACAUGUGUAUUCACGUCUGCAGACUCGGCUGCGACCGCCCCGUCAAAACGUUCCAGGGACACACGAAUGAGGUCAACGCCAUCAAAUGGGAUCCCUCUGGCAUGUUGUUAGCCUCCUGUUCUGAUGACAUGACACUGAAGAUCUGGAGUAUGAAGCAGGACACGUGUGUCCACGACCUUCAGGCGCACAGCAAAGAGAUAUACACCAUCAAGUGGAGUCCCACUGGUCCGGCCACCAGCAACCCCAACUCCAGCAUCAUGCUGGCAAGCGCCUCGUUCGAUUCUACCGUCCGACUCUGGGACGUGGAGCGGGGUGUGUGCAUCCACACGCUCACCAAGCACCAGGAACCCGUGUACAGCGUGGCCUUCAGCCCCGACGGGAAGUACUUGGCCAGCGGCUCCUUCGACAAGUGCGUGCACAUCUGGAACACUCAGAGCGGAAGUCUCGUCCACAGCUACAGAGGCACCGGGGGCAUCUUCGAGGUGUGCUGGAAUGCCCGGGGCGACAAAGUGGGCGCCAGUGCGUCAGACGGCUCCGUGUGCGUGUUAGAUCUGCGAAAAUAA